AUGACUUACGAGAUUACGAGUUAUCCCAGGGGUUUCCAAUCAGCAGCUUCAUUCCAUGAUCGUAUCGCAGAGGUGUGGCGAGGUAUAUGGUUUAAUCGAUCAUAAUGAUGACGAUGAUGAUGAUGGUUCUCUUUUUACUUCUUGAUUGUUCUUCGCUGCGUAUAGUCGUGAUUAUAGAACUGCAAUCUUCUCGGACUCUAAUUACAAAUCUUGAAUCACUAUUGCACUCAUAUGAAUAAAGGUUGCUGCCCUAUGAACGGACAAAAAAUAAACGUGGCCAGGAAUUUGAAACAAUUGGCGUCAGAGCGAAUAGCUGCAGCAACGACCUUGGACUUUAUACAGAGCUUCACUUUCAAUAUCGUCAGCAUGGCGCGAAUUUUGUUGAGGAGUCCCAUUUAUAUGAAGGAUUUAAUCGUUGCAAUAUGGCAGACUCAACCAGUGCAAAUAAAUUGCCAUUCAUCGUGCACAUGCUUUGUUGUUCAUUUAUGUUCUUGAAGUUUAACAAUGCUGAGGCCGGUUCGGCGGCCAAUGUCUAACAAACUUCAAAUGUGUACGUCGUUGUUCUUAGAGAUUAUUUACGUUUCUACAAAAAGAAAAAUUGCCAGAGAGCCGAUGCGUCGUGCGUACUUCCGUAGAACUAGAGUUAGCAUUUCGUAGAUCGCGCAUAGAAGAUUAUGUUGCUUGUCUUGUUUUAUAGUAAUUCUCAAUAGUAUUGAUCAACCGGUGGCCUAGCAUCUCCUUUCUUGUCGAUCAAUAUUACCGAAGCUUUUAAUCAAUCUGACCAAAAAGCCUCCCCACUUCUGUUGGCGGAGACUCUUGUUUGUAAGAAUGCCGACAUUUAUCAGUCAUGACAUGCAUAAAAGUGAAAACAUCUUUGGGAACCCAAAGGAGGCUUGUGCGCUUAAGAUAUUCGCUCCAAAUUAUCAAAGAGCCGUGCCAAGAUGUGCCUCUCUGCAAUUCCACUGUGAGGACUAGCACAGAGGCGUGCGCUGCCACUGCUCCUGCAAUAAACUCCAC
Messenger RNA from Amoebophrya sp. A25, 1017 nucleotides. NCBI's taxonomy places the organism in Eukaryota, Dinophyceae, Syndiniales, Amoebophryaceae. The record is from the annotation of a GenBank genome assembly.